AUGGAUAACAAUAAACUUUUACCAAAAUUAUCACAAAAUUUACUUGAAAUUUUAAACGAUGAAGAAUAUUAUGAUAUUAUUAUUGAAGUUGGUAAUGACCCUUACGUAAAAAUCUUCCGUGCUCACAUGAUUAUUUUAUAUUAUCUUUCCCCUUACUUGCGAAAAAUUCAAUCAACGAAUAAAAAUAAAAGUGAUGGAAUUUUGUCUCAUAUUAAAUUAUCAACCAUUUUACCAGAAAUUUUUCAAAUAAUUUUAAGGUAUAUAUACGGUGAAAAACUUUCUUUGAAUGAAUAUAAUACUUUAAACCUAAUUAAAGUUUUAGUAGUUGCUGCCAGCGUACUUAAUCUUCAAGAAUUAAUCACAUAUCUAUAA
Rhizophagus irregularis DAOM 181602=DAOM 197198 is the source of this 372-nucleotide messenger RNA. NCBI's taxonomy places the organism in Eukaryota, Fungi, Glomeromycota, Glomeromycetes, Glomerales, Glomeraceae. The record is from RefSeq and is a predicted model, not a curated record.